Daphnia pulicaria is the source of this 1434-nucleotide messenger RNA. RefSeq names its product flotillin-1-like. The transcript has 11 exons. Gene Ontology annotation, biological process: protein kinase C signaling; positive regulation of cell-cell adhesion mediated by cadherin; regulation of receptor internalization. The coding region runs from base 91 to 1368 and encodes 425 amino acids. Lineage: Eukaryota; Metazoa; Arthropoda; Branchiopoda; Diplostraca; Daphniidae. The record is from RefSeq and is a predicted model, not a curated record. Gene Ontology annotation, cellular component: plasma membrane.
GCUUACAGCAGUGGUGCAACUCAAGUUAGAGUUGAAAAGUCACGCGGGAGCGAGAAAAAACUAUUAGUGCUGGUUUUCAAGUGACUGAGAAUGGGUUUCGUGACGUGUGGGCCCAACGAAGCGCUAGUAGUUUCAGGAUGCUGCUACAAUCGCAAACCGCUCCUCGUCGCUGGUGGCCGUGUCUUUGUAUGGCCCUGCCUUCAGCAACUUCAGAGGAUAACGUUGAAUACGAUGACUCUUAAAGUUGAGAGUCCGUCUGUAUAUACCGUCGAAGGGGUUCCCAUUUCAGUAACUGGCAUUGCUCAGGUAAAAGUACAGGGUCAAAAUAAGGAAAUGCUUUUAGUUGCUUGCGAACAGUUCCUCGGCAAGAGCGAAGAAGAAAUUCGACACAUUGCUCAUGAAACUAUGGAAGGUCAUCAACGCGCAAUAAUGGGGACCAUGAGUGUUGAAGAAAUCUAUCGAGAUCGCAAGAAAUUUAGUGAACAAGUUUUCAAAGUGGCUUCGUCCGAUUUGGUUAACAUGGGAAUCACCGUCGUCUCUUACACCAUAAAAGAUAUUUCCGAUGCCAACGGCUAUUUGAUGGCACUAGGUAUGGGGAGGACGGCAGAAGUCAAAAGAGACGCGAGAAUUGGAGAAGCCCAAGCGAAAUCUGAUGCCCAAAUUAAAGAGGCCAUCGCCGAAGAGCAGCGCAUGGCCUCACGUUUGGAAAACGACAUUCAAAUUGCCAAAGCUCAACGAGAUUUCGAAGUCAAGAAAGCGGCCUAUGACAAGGAAGUCAACGCUAAGAAAGCGGAAGCCGAACUCGCUUACGAACUUCAAGCAGCCAUAAUUAAACAACAGUUGCGUGAAGAAGAGAUGCAGAUUCAAGUGGUGGAACGCACUCAACAGAUUCUGGUCCAAGAGCAGGAAAUCAUCCGCAAGGAAAAAGAAUUGGAUGCCACUGUUCGUCGUCCGGCGGAGGCGGAGAAAUAUAGAUUGGAAAAAAUAGCCGAAGCCCAUCGACAGCGAACGGUGUUGGAAGCCCAAGCCCAAGCUGAAGCUCUCCGCUUACAGGGUGAAGCCGAGUCUUUUUCAAUUGAAGUCAAGGCUAAAGCAGAAGCCGAGCAAAUGAAGUUGAAAGCGGCAGCUUAUCAACAGUAUAACGAGGCUGCUAUGAUGGACAUGUUGAUGCAAUCGCUUCCAAAGAUGGCCCACGAAAUAGCCACUCCAAUGUCCAAGACGAGGAAAAUCACCAUGGUGACAUCCAACGGCGAAACGGGUGCGGCUAAAUUGACUGGCGAAGUCUUGGAGAUUAUGACAAAGAUGCCGGAAUUGGUCAAAUCACUCACCGGAGUAGAUGUUUCCAAGUCGAUGCGAGGAAUCAAGUAAAAAAAAAAAGGAAGAAAAUCCGGAUGAAAGAGAGCGCACAAGCGGAAAACGUCUCAUCAAUCAAGU